Messenger RNA from Vanrija pseudolonga, 468 nucleotides. RefSeq lists its product as uncharacterized. The transcript has 3 exons. The coding region runs from base 1 to 468 and encodes 155 amino acids. Lineage: Eukaryota; Fungi; Basidiomycota; Tremellomycetes; Trichosporonales; Trichosporonaceae. The record is from RefSeq and is a predicted model, not a curated record.
AUGCCACCAGCACCUAUGCCUGCAUCGACGCCAUCGUCCCUCCCCUCCCUCCCCGCAAGCCCGAGCGGCCUCCUCCGCAUCCCCGAGCCGCUGCUCAAGUGGCCAGACCUGUACACGCAGGCGACGCUUGCCGCCCAGCUCGACGCACACGGGGGGAUCACGACACCGCUCUCCCGGCAGUGCAUUACCGAGCUUUUCGCCCUCGUGUCCUCGGUCUUCAGCAGCACGUUCGCCACCGGCGCUCAACUCGCUGCCGCGCGGACGCUGGUCGACGACGUGAUGGCGCGGAUUAUCGCCGCCGCUCCGCACCCCGACUCGACGCCGACGCCGCCCACGUCCCUCACCUCGAGUCCAGCAGCGUCGAAACAGUCCUUCAGGGAGGGCGUGCCGUUGUCGCCGCCGCCGCCGUCUGCGGGCGCCCGCCGCAGCGAGGCCAGCAACCAGGGACUCGUGUCCAACAGCUCAUGA